AUGCGCUUUUCGUCCCUUGUCCUCUCGGCGGCCACCGCCUCAGCUGCUGUCAUCACCAGACAGAGCAACUCUCCCGCGACCAAGUCCAAGGUCUUGCUUGGCAGCCCUGGCUUCGUCUCUGUGGCCGACUUUGACGGCAAGGAGUUCAAGGUCGUCGCCAACACCUCUGCCCUUGGUGCCCCCAGCUGGUUGGCUUUCAAGGAGCCCAACCUCAUCUAUGCCGUCAACGAGAACGCCAACGACACUAGCUUGUUCAGCUUUGACUCCGCCACCAAUGAGCUGAAGCUCGUGACCAACGCCACCGGCUAUGGCGGUGUUGUCUCCAUCGAGUUCAACGCCGACAAGACCCGUCUCGUGGGAACUUCCUUCACUGAUGGCACCAUCGACGUCUGGGAUACUUCUUCCGCCACGGAGCUGAAGCUCAUCAAGCAGCUCAAGUCCAACGACCCCGUCGGCCCCAACACCGAGCGCCAGGGUACCAACCACGCCCACCAGGCCAUCCUCGAUCCCUCCGGACGCUUCUUCGCCGUUAACGACCUCGGCAGCGACACCGUCGUCAUCAUCGACUCCAAGGAUGACCUUUUCGAGAUCACCAGCCACAACCGCGUCCCCACCCCCGGCUGCGGUCCCCGCCACGGCGUCUGGUACCCCGCCAAGGCCGAAAAGGCUACCCACUACCUCCUCGUCUGCGAGAUGCUCAACCUCGUUCAAGUCUUCUCCGUCUCCUACAACGACACCGGUGUUGCUUUCACUCGCACCCAGGAGCUGAGCACCUACGGCCCCAACCCCCCCGCCGACGGCAAGGGUGCCGCCGCUGAGAUCGCCGUCACCGGCGACGGCAAGCACGUCUACGUCUCCAACCGACUGACCGGCCAAGACACCGACUCCAUCGCCCACUUCAAGGUCAAGCAGACUGCUGCCACUGGCGGCUCCCCCUGCUCCGCCGCGCCCGGCGGCAUCGAGCUCGAGUUCGUCGACUCCAUCUCCUCCGGCGGCCUGUUCCCCCGCCACUUCAGCCUGUCCAAGGACGAGAAGACCCUUCUCGUCGGCAACCAGAACGGCACGUCCGGCCUGGCGGCCUUCAGCCGUGCUGCGGACUCGGGCAAGCUGACCGCCACCGCCGUGGCCUCGCUCCCAGUUACCGCCUUUGGCGUGCAGGGAGGCGCCCUGGGCGCCGCACCGGGACCUCAGUUCGUCCUGCAGAUCGUCUAA
Colletotrichum truncatum is the source of this 1212-nucleotide messenger RNA. RefSeq lists its product as uncharacterized. NCBI's taxonomy places the organism in Eukaryota, Fungi, Ascomycota, Sordariomycetes, Glomerellales, Glomerellaceae. Gene Ontology annotation, molecular function: protein binding; 6-phosphogluconolactonase activity. The record is from RefSeq and is a predicted model, not a curated record.